Messenger RNA from Sipha flava (yellow sugarcane aphid), 932 nucleotides. RefSeq lists its product as uncharacterized. The transcript is spliced from 4 exons. NCBI's taxonomy places the organism in Eukaryota, Metazoa, Arthropoda, Insecta, Hemiptera, Aphididae. Gene Ontology annotation, biological process: transcription elongation by RNA polymerase II. Gene Ontology annotation, molecular function: transcription elongation factor activity. Bases 102 to 851 code for a protein of 249 amino acids. The record is from RefSeq and is a predicted model, not a curated record. Gene Ontology annotation, cellular component: nucleus.
GUUGUCGGCGAACUACAACGUACGGUAAAAACUGUCGUCGAGAUUUCUGAAGUCUACUAUUUUAUCGUUUCAUUUUACGUUCAAGUCGUUCAGCGUGCACUAUGUUCAUUACAAGAGUGAAAAAUGACAAUGAGAAUAAAGUGCGUUUGAAAUGUAAAACGUACGCAGAACUGCAGGAGUUGUUAGUGCGGCAAAACAAACUUCUUAACAACAAUCGAUUCGUUGAAGCAUUGCCUGACAAAGGUGAAAAGUUAAAAAGUUUCCAGUCUCAAAUAAAAGAAGAGCUGAACAAACGUGUAAAUGCUGAACAGUUGUGUGAAGACAUGGUGGCCUUGAAUAUUGGAAUAAAUCAGUUGGAUACUCUUGAAUGGACUGGUAAACAUGUUCCAAGUGAGACGUCGAAUUACAGUCAGCCUGAUGUCAAUGAUGAAGAUAAAGAUAUACUGAAAAUGUUUGUUUCACAUUCAGGAGUCAAUCAGGAUAAAAUUAUUAUCAAAGAGAAACCUGAAGAACCAUUAAUCAAACCGUCAGAUUUAAUUGAAGUGAAAUCACCCGCUAAAGAUAUACAAGAAUACAAUUUUAAUGAAUUCCUUGAGCGCAAUGUAGAACGUUAUGCUAAUAAUUUAUGUAAUCGUAUUGACAAAUAUAGUUUUCCUACAAGUAGAAUGUUAAGCUAUAAAGAGUCUUUUAUGUUGGAAUUUAUGCAUGAAAAUAAAUUGAAGGAAUUAAACAAAGCACGAACAAAUUUAAAAUUCAACACGAGUAGUUAUCGAGAUACAAAAGUAUAUGACGAAGAUGGUGUUGAUGAUGAUGAUGAUGAUAUUCUAAGUGAUGAUGAAAAAUACAUUUAAUGUUAUGAGGUUCCUGGUUGUAAAUAGAACAUGUGAAUAAUUAGAAAUAUUAUUGAAUAUUUUUAAAUUUAAAUAAACUAU